Cavia porcellus (domestic guinea pig) is the source of this 2262-nucleotide messenger RNA. It is a transcript of the gene Plxdc1, whose product is annotated as plexin domain containing 1. Lineage: Eukaryota; Metazoa; Chordata; Mammalia; Rodentia; Caviidae. The coding region runs from base 131 to 1642 and encodes 503 amino acids. The record is from RefSeq and is a predicted model, not a curated record. The transcript is spliced from 14 exons.
CCAGCCCGUGUCCCCUUUCUUGGGGCUAGGAGGCGGGGUUGGGUGGAGCUUUGGGGGACCACGCCCAUUCCCCCACCCCACCCCGCAACUGGCUCAGCCCCGCGUCGCCAGCUCCUGGUCCAGCGCCACCAUGCGUGCCGCGCACUGGCUGCUGGCGCUGGUGCUCUGCGUGGCCGCUCGCUCACUGAGGCCCCCGCACCCCGGAGCAGAUCAGGAUGAAGGUCACGGCUUUGCCUGGGCUACCCAGGGGACCACCCGGGGUUGGCACCGGAGAGCCCGAGACAGCCCCGGGCAGGUGUCGGACAUGGACAGGACCAAGCUGAGCCAGGACUUUGGUGGAGGCACCCUGGCCAUCGACACCUUGCCAGAUAACAGCACCCGAGUGGUGGAGUCCAACCAUAACUACUAUGUGUCUCGAAUCUACGGCCCCAGCGAGCCCCGAGGCCAGGAGCUGUGGGUGGAUGUGGCUGAGGCCAACCAGACCCAAGUGCGGGUGCACAAGGUCCUGUCCAGCGCGCACCGGCAGGCCUCCAGGGUAGUCCUGUCCUUCGAUUUCCCUUUCUACGGGCAUCCUCUGCGACAGGUCACCAUAGCAACAGGAGGCUUCCUCUUCAUGGGUGAUGUGAUCCACCGGAUGCUCACAGCCACGCAGUAUGUUGCGCCCCUCAUGGCCAACUUCAACCCUGGCUAUUCCCACAACUCCACAGUGGCCUACUACGACAACGGGACCGUCUUCGUGGUGCAGUGGGACCACAUCUACCUCCAGGGCUGCGAGGACAGGGGCAGCUUCACGUUCCAGGCCGCUCUGCACCGAGAUGGCCGCAUCAUCUUCGUUUACAAAGAGAUUCCCAUGUCUGUCUGGGAGAUCAGCUCCGCCCAGCACCCCGUGAAAGCUGGCCUGUCAGACGCCUUCAUGGUCCUCAAUCCGGCCCCGGGUGUGCCAGAGUCCCGUCGCAGGACCAUCUUUGAGUAUCACCGUGUGGAGCUGGACACCAGCAGGAUUGCCAGUGCCUCCGCCGUGGAGUUCACCCCGCUGCCCACCUGCCUGCAGCACCAGAGCUGUGACACCUGCAUCUCCUCUGACCUGAACUUCAACUGCUCCUGGUGCCACGUCCUGCAGAGGUGCUCCAGUGGUUUUGACCGCUACCGUCAGGAGUGGCUGACCUAUGGCUGUGCUCAGGAGGCAGAAGGCAGGACGUGCGAGGACUUCCAGGACGAGGAUCAGUACUUGGCUUCGCCCAGUAGCUCGGGCAGCCCCUCGGACAGGGACAUCACCAUCACCACCACUGCCUCCUCCCUCUUGAUUGACAGCCUCACCACGGAAGAUGACACCAAGCUGAAUCCCCAGGCAGGCAGAGACGGCCUGCAGGACAAUCUGUCCCCGGACUCCAAGGGCCCCCCAGUGCACCUGGGCACCAUCGUGGGCAUUGUGCUGGCCGUCCUGCUGGUGGCAGCCCUCAUCCUGGCUGGGAUUUACAUCAGCGGCCACCCCAACUCCAACGCCGCGCUCUUCUUCAUCGAGCGGAGACCCCACCACUGGCCGGCCAUGAAGUUCCGCAACCACCCCGACCACACCACCUACACGGAGGUGGAGCCCAUGGGCCACGAGAAGGAGGGCUUCGUGGAGGCCGAGCAGUGCUGAGGCCACGCGUGAGGCCUGGGACAGCAAGGAGGACAAAAAGUGACUUUUGCGGGGCUCCCGAGAGUUCUCCUUGGCCAAGAAGAAAGGGGCAGGGACAAGGGCUUCGGAGGCUGGUCCUCACCCUGCUAAGGAGGGCCUGGAACAGCAGCCACACGGUGGGGUUUAAAAAACCAAAGGCCUCAUCUCCCCCUCACCCCCACCGGCCUUUGGCCUUUCCUGGGGCUCCCACCCAGAGUCCCAGCACAUAGCACAGCCCCACUCAACUCCAGGCUGGGCCUGGGAACUGCAGAGCCGGGCACUGUGCGGCCUGCCCAGUUUGUCCCUCUUACCUGGUGACAGGACUGGUGCGCGGCACCUCCAAGGCCUCGGAAGACAAACGGGAAGGUGGGGGGGGGGGUGAGGCCUACGUGAGCCCCGCCCCCCACUGUUGCAGGGACAGCGGUGACCUGGAAAGCUGCAGGCUGUGUGCUGGCUGGGAACUCAGGAGCUCAGGCUCCCAAACUUAGCGUCUGUCCCCUGGGAGCACGGCUGCCUCCGAAGCGCACCGAGCUGAAAAAUCUAGAGCUUGGCCUCAUUCGGGUAAGACGUCUCAGCCCAAAUAAAUGCAAAGUCAGUCUGCA